This is a messenger RNA of Penicillium cataractarum, 1464 nucleotides long. Its product is annotated as WD repeat WDR12/YTM1 family ribosome biogenesis protein. The transcript is spliced from 2 exons. Gene Ontology annotation, cellular component: preribosome, large subunit precursor. Gene Ontology annotation, molecular function: protein binding. Bases 1 to 1464 code for a protein of 487 amino acids. Lineage: Eukaryota; Fungi; Ascomycota; Eurotiomycetes; Eurotiales; Aspergillaceae. The record is from RefSeq and is a predicted model, not a curated record. Gene Ontology annotation, biological process: ribosome biogenesis.
AUGAGUGGAGAUCAAGACACAUCCGCCGCUGAGGUUACGCAGCGACAGGUUCGUGUGCAGCUCACGACCCAACAAGAGGAUAUCGCCCUCCCUGAGAGCACCGGUCCUAUUCUCGUGCCCACUGGCCUGCGACGUUAUGCGCUGUCGACACUGGUCAACAACCUUCUGGGAAGCGAGAAGCCCGUGCCGUUCGAAUUUUUGAUUAAUGGAACAUUCCUGCGGACCUCGAUUGAUGAAUACCUGACUGACAAUGGUAUCUCCGCUGAAACGACCCUCGAGAUUGAAUAUGUCAGAGCUCUUAUUCCGCCUCUUCACAUUGCAUCUUUCCAGCACGACGACUGGGUCAGCGCCACUGAUGUGCUGUCAUCAACUUCGCACGCCGCAUCUUGGGCCUCUGGCGCUACCUUCUCGAAGGGCCAGGAACGGAUUCUGUCUGGAAGUUACGAUGGUCUUCUUCGGAUAUGGAACAUGUCGUCCGAGACUAUCGCUACAUCUCCGGCAGCCUCUGAGGGAGGACACACUGCGUCCAUCAAGGCCGCCAAGUUCGUCUCGCCCAACCAGAUCGCCUCCGCCGGCUUGGACCGCACCGUUCGACUGUGGAAGUAUACCGAGGAUGAUGACUUUGUUGGAAAGAUUACACCUCAGCUAGAGUUGUACGGCCACAAGUCCGGCAUCGAAUCGCUGGCCGUGCACGCGCCGUCUAACCGUCUUCUGACUGGUUCUUCCGAUCACAAUGUUGGAUUCUGGUCUACGAAGAAGGCUGAUGCUCCCGCCGCUCCGGAGAACCUUCUCCCUAACACUGCCCGUACCUCCAAGCGCCGCAAGUUGAACACCUCCGUGAGCACACCACAGCGUGGUCCUCUGGCCCUUCUCUCCGGGCACACUGGACCCGUCUCGGCCGCUAUCUUCGACGCCAAGGAUUCCACUGUUGCAUACUCUGCUUCGUGGGAUCACUCUCUCCGGACUUGGGAUCUGGUCACCUCCGCCCUUGUCGACACCCGCACCACCUCUCACUCUCUUCUUUCUCUCGAGCACCUCCCCGAGCACAGCCUUUUGGCUGCCGGUACCUCCGCCCGUCACAUCACCCUGAUUGACCCGCGAGCCUCUGCCACAACCGUGGCGGCAAUGACCCUGCGUGGUCACACCAACGCCGUUGUCAGCUUGGCUCGCGACCCCUCCAGCACGUACGGUCUCAUUAGCGGUAGCCACGACGGCACAUGCCGGAUCUGGGAUAUUCGUUCCACCAAGACUGACAAGGAGGGUGUUGUUGGUGAGAGUGUGUAUUCGAUUGCCCGCAAGAGUCUUGAGGAGGAAGGUAAAGUGGAUAGCAAGCGUGUUGGUGGCGAGGGUGUUAAGGUGUUCAGCGUAUGCUGGGACCAGACUGUGGGCAUUGUGAGCGCGGGUGAGGAUAAGCGGAUCCAGAUCAACCGCGGUGAGGGUGUCCUUUCUUCGAAUAAGCAGUAG